Wallemia ichthyophaga EXF-994 is the source of this 915-nucleotide messenger RNA. RefSeq names its product Iron-sulfur protein IND1. Gene Ontology annotation, biological process: mitochondrial respiratory chain complex I assembly; iron-sulfur cluster assembly. The record is from RefSeq and is a predicted model, not a curated record. The coding region runs from base 1 to 915 and encodes 304 amino acids. Gene Ontology annotation, molecular function: ATP-dependent FeS chaperone activity; ATP binding; 4 iron, 4 sulfur cluster binding. The transcript has 4 exons. Gene Ontology annotation, cellular component: mitochondrion. NCBI's taxonomy places the organism in Eukaryota, Fungi, Basidiomycota, Wallemiomycetes, Wallemiales, Wallemiaceae.
AUGUUAAGAACACUAUCACGCCUUUCCCAUGAAAAUCCAUUUGGUUUGCCCAAGAAGAAACCAGAGCCAUUGAAGAAACGUCCAAUUCCCCACGUCAAGCACACCAUACUCGUAGCCAGCGCCAAAGGAGGCGUUGGAAAGUCAUCAGUAGCGACCAAUCUGGCACUCUCGUUAUCCAAACUGCACAAUUCCCCUCGGGUUGGUCUUCUCGAUCUCGACAUAUUUGGUCCAUCGACACCAAAACUCCUUGGUUUGGAUAAGGAGGGUAUGGAAGCUGAGUUGACGCGUGAAGGUGCACUCAAGCCCCUCUCCAACCACGGCAUUGCGUCAAUGUCGAUCGGUUACUUACUUCAAAACGGGCCCAAGGCACAAGAUACGCCUGUUGUAUGGCGCGGUUUGCUUGUGCAAAAAGCAACCCAGCAGCUCCUAUUCGAUACUGACUGGAGGGGCAUUCACGACCGACCGCUGGAUUAUCUAGUCGUCGACAUGCCUCCCGGCACAGGUGAUGUGCCUCUCACAGUUGGACAGCUAGUGCAGAGCAGUGGCGCUCUCAUAGUCACAUCUCCUCAAGAUGUAGCUCUGUUGGACACGCGCAAGGGCAUAGCGACCUUUUCCAAGCUGAAUAUCGAGAUACUAGGCAUGAUGCUCAACAUGUCCCACUUUCUCUGCGAUCACUGCUCACACCCACACGAGAUAUUCGGCGACGUCAGCAACUAUGAUAGAGCACUGCGCGAAUUGCAUUUGGACGAUCUCGGUAGACUACCCCUGACUAAGGAGGUCAGCAGCGGCGGUGAUGACGGGCGUCCGCUUAUGAGUCAGAGUGAACGCUCAACAAGUAUUUCAAAUGGAGCGGCAGAAGCGAGGAAAGUUUUCAGUCAUGCAGCCAAGACACUUUCAGAGAGGCUGAGGUUGUGA